CUUUACUUUAAUUCUCAAUUUCAUCUUAGUCACUAAUUUUGGAACGCAUCAUGUCAAUACAAAAAUGUCAUUGUCACUCUUGUCAUACUGUUACUGUCCUGUCACUGUUUUUUGUUGUAAAUUGUAAUCUCAGGUUGUAAUCGGUCAAUCGUUGUUGUAAAGAGUAAAGCAUAACACGAUAAUUAUCACAUUUCAAUAUUUUCCUUAUGCGUCUGAACAUCAUACGUUCUGGCGUCAAAAUUAGCCGUUAGUUUAUAGAGUUAUUUAUGAAAGAACAUUAGUUAUAAGUAAACUACGUCAGUCGUUAUCAGUGUUCGUAGCACACGCGUCUUCCAAACAAGUGUUAAUUUUUAUAUCAUAUUUUAAAAUGGUUGAGGCUAGUAAACUUUGGUUCGAAGCUGCGUGUAGUACUUGUAAGUGCCAUGAACUUAUACAUCCGUGGACGUACCGAUGUUCAGAUGCUACGAGAACUAUGUUGAUAAGUUGUAUAAAAGGGAGCUACAAAUUCUAUGCCAUGGUCUAUCUUAUACAAAUAUUAAUGAGAGGCAAAAAACUAGGUAAGAAGGAAAUGCUAGAACAAUUCAAGCUAUAUUUAAAAUCUGGAGUAUUUGGGCUGACGGUUGGCAGUUCCUUUGUCACAUUGAACUGCAUAUUCAGAAAGCUGUUUUUCAGUGAGUUUUCAUAUUAUAACACAGUGCUGUUACCAUGCACAGUCAGUGGACUAGCAGUAUACUGCGAGCCACCAUACAGGAGAGUUAUGGUGCUCAAUCUAUUUGUUAAUUUGGUGUUCGAGUACUGGGUACGGACACUAGAAAUGAAAGGCUGGCUGCGACGGUCUCCAGGCAAAGAGACAUUAGUCUUCAUGCUUGGUAGUGCCCUCUUCUUCUAUCUCAUGCGGUUAGAUAGAGACAAUAAUAAACGGACGCCUUUGUUCUGGUUCUUCACACCUCCACGUGUAUCAAAAGAAGUUGCUAGUAGUGUGCUUACUAUGUCGGCGCACGGCAAGGACAGCGCGAUGUACGCGAUACCGGCUGGCUUCCUAUCAGGGCUCGCCUUCAGAGCAUCUCCGUCCUUACCCAUCUCGUUAGCGCCUGUCACUUCUUCCUUACAGAUUCUAGGUUCAUGGGGUUACCAGAAAGGCAUGAUUCCUGAAAACUGGCCGCUCGUUGAGAUUUUAUACUGUCUCUGCCAAGGUCUACUGUUCCACGCGCGAGUCAUGCAUGAAGAUGUCUGUCCGAGAUACAUCAUCAACUUGAUGCAUACUGUUACUAGUUCCAAAGCGGACGAAAUCCAGUCAGCAUUCAUAAAGAAAAUGUUAAAAUACGCUUCAGGUUAGAUAGAAUUUUAGACAAAUUUAUUUGUGUAUUAAUUUAUGAGACGUUUUAUGAGAUGGGAAUACUUGACGAAAAGUUAAGCUGAUUUCUAACAAUAGUUAAAGUACAGACAUUGGAAGUACACAUAAAUAUAAGUGUUAUGACAAAUAGCCACCUGUGAUAGCGUAUAUGGAUAACUUGCGCAACUUAAGUGUUGAUGCGCAAACUUGCGCAAAGUUUGCGCAAAGACAAACUACAAAAUACUCGUAUGAAUGUAGAUAUUUAAUAGUAAAAGCACAAACGUUUUUGUUAUGUGACUUAAAAAACCUUGAUAU
Molecule: messenger RNA, 1648 nt
Organism: Spodoptera littoralis (African cotton leafworm)
Lineage: Eukaryota; Metazoa; Arthropoda; Insecta; Lepidoptera; Noctuidae
Source: the annotation of a GenBank genome assembly